Austrofundulus limnaeus is the source of this 3934-nucleotide messenger RNA. RefSeq names its product F-box and leucine-rich repeat protein 2 (gene fbxl2). The record is from RefSeq and is a predicted model, not a curated record. The coding region runs from base 709 to 2007 and encodes 432 amino acids. Gene Ontology annotation, cellular component: SCF ubiquitin ligase complex. NCBI's taxonomy places the organism in Eukaryota, Metazoa, Chordata, Actinopteri, Cyprinodontiformes, Rivulidae. Gene Ontology annotation, biological process: SCF-dependent proteasomal ubiquitin-dependent protein catabolic process. Gene Ontology annotation, molecular function: protein binding. The transcript has 14 exons.
GUCCGCUCAAUCAAACCGCUUUGACGCAGCUGUCCCAAAUCUCCCCGAGACCUCACAAUCAAAACAAAUCGACCACGCGUGCUUUUCCCGCAGCAAUGACGUCACUUAUCCCCGCCCACUGCAAGUAAACAGAAAACAGUGAGGAAGGCGCUCGUGUCAGCCGACGGAACGAGGCAGGGGCUCGAGGCAGGAGCUGCGAAACGAGAAGUGGGGGGUGGGAAAAAAAGGGACGUUAACCCCGCUUUUCUCGUGGGUUUUAUCCGGCGGAGGUGGGGUCCGCUCGGGAGAUUUUCGGGCGGCAGCAGAGUCGCUCAGGAGCUAUGAAGGGAGAGGCGGAAGUGAAGUCACUUGACAGACCGUCCAUGUUAUUAUUGUUAUUUUGGGUAGCCGUGUGAUGAGACACGGGCUGGGGGAGUCGUUGGUCUGCGACACAGCGAGCGUUCACGGAACCGCAGGCCGCUCCGGACCCACACCACCACCGCCACCCUCAACCACCCGGAGACAGGAGCCUCGCUGGCGGCUGAGACCGAGAGAGGGGGCAGGAGGAGGAGGAGGUGGUGGAGGAGGAAGAGGAGGAGGGUGUGAAGACCCAGGGCUCCUGCACUCCAAAAAUAAAACAGCGACCAAAAGAAAAAAAAUCCAAAACAAACAUAAAAAAAAGCAAUAACGGUGUUCGUCCAAGUGUAGCAGAACCGGGCUGCAGCAGACAUGAACGGUAUCAGCAAGAGCCGGUUCGAGGUGUUCUCAAACAGCGAUGAAGCCCCCAUCAACAAGAAGCUCCCCAAAGAGCUCCUUCUCAGAAUAUUCUCAUAUCUAGAUGUGGUGACACUCUGCAGGUGUGCCCAGGUAUCCAAGGCGUGGAACGUCCUGGCUCUAGAUGGCAGCAACUGGCAGAAGAUCGACCUGUUCAACUUCCAGACGGACAUAGAGGGCCGGGUGGUGGAGAACAUCUCAAAGCGAUGUGGAGGCUUCCUGAGGCAGCUCAGCCUCAGAGGCUGCCUGAGUGUCGGAGACGCCUCCAUGAAGACGUUUGCUCAGAACUGCAGAAACAUCGAGGUGCUGAACCUGAACGGCUGCACCAAGAUCACAGACAGCACCUGCCUCAGCCUCAGCAAGUUCUGCUCCAAGCUCAAACAGUUAGAUCUCACUUCCUGCGUGUCAAUUAGCAACCACUCCCUCAAGGCCCUCAGUGAUGGCUGCAGAAUGCUGGAGAUGUUGAACCUGUCUUGGUGUGAUCAGAUCACACGGGACGGCAUCGAGGCCUUAGCCAGAGGCUGCGCUGGUUUACGAGCACUUUUCCUCAGAGGUUGCACACAGCUGGACGAUGGAGCUCUGAAACACCUACAGAAGCACUGCCCUGAACUCACCACCAUCAACAUGCAGUCUUGCACACAAAUAACAGAUGAAGGCCUGGUCAGUCUGUGCCGGGGAUGCCACAAGCUGCAGAUCAUCUGCGUGUCCGGCUGCAGCAACAUCACCGAUGCCUCGCUCACGGCUCUGGGUCUCAACUGUCCUCGGCUCAAAAUCCUCGAAGCUGCACGAUGCUCUCAUGUUACAGACGCUGGGUUCACAGUACUCGCCAGGAAUUGCCAUGAACUUGAAAAAAUGGACUUGGAAGAAUGUAUUUUGGUGACAGAUAACACCUUGGUUCAGCUGUCGAUCCACUGCCCGCGGCUGCAAGCACUGUCCCUGUCUCACUGCGAGCUGAUCACAGACGACGGCAUCAGAGCUCUGAGCAGCAGCGCCUGUGGCCAAGAGCGCCUCACGGUGGUGGAGCUGGACAACUGCCCUCUGAUCACCGACGUGACCCUCGAGCACCUGAAGAACUGCCACCGUCUGGAGCGCAUCGAGCUCUACGAUUGUCAGCAGGUCACCAGGGCUGGCAUCAAACGCAUCAGGGCGCAGCUUCCAGAGAUCAAGGUGCAUGCCUACUUCGCCCCAGUAACGCCCCCUCCCUCCGUACACGGAGGCGGCCAGCGUCUGUGCCGCUGCUGCAUCAUCCUCUGACAGUGGAGGGCCAGGGGGGGGCACCUCUGUYUACAGGUCCUGCUGCUCUGAUCUGGCCUGAUUUAAAAUUGGGGAAGAAAAAAAAAAGAUUUUGGAGGAGAGAGGAGAUUGGGUGGGUGGCGUAGGAGAGAGGAGGGGCUGGACCCGCUUGCUGCUCCUGAUCACCAGAUUUAAUAUCCAGACUGAAUGCCGCUGAUUCCCGAUCAGCUCAAACCACCUUUUCUCUCUCUUYCUGCUCACCAACCAGCUGCGGAGASGUUUUGAGGAAAGAGAUGAAUGAAUGGACUUUUUCUUUUUCUCUCUGUCUUGUUCUCUUUUUCCUUUAAAGACAAAACCAGGCUCUCUCCACUCCAUGCUGCCCCACGCACCCCUGACACCCCACCUUUGGGCGUGAAGGACCGAAAACUUGACCGCUGCAGAUAGACCAUGUGAUCAAACAAACAAACAAACAAAAAAAUAUAUAUGAUCAUUUUGGAAAACAGGACUCUAUGGAGCAUCAUCUCAGCCAAUCACCGCAUCUCUCUGUGACCAUCCAAUCUGCUUUAACCAAUAGACACGGAGCUGGGCUGUGAGGGAAAUGAACGCAGAUCUCCAGUGAAGCCUUGUCACAGCCAGCUGAACUCUGCAGUUUGACGAGAAAAAAAACAAAACAGGAUAUGUAACAUAUUUGUUCAUCUGAAAAAAAGAACUACUUCUGUUCAGAUUUUGAUUCUGUUUGKACAGAGAAUGUUAUAUAAACCCUUAGAACCACUCGUUCAAAGCUCAAAUAAGGCCAACAAAAACAGGUUUCUUAUUUUCAGUGCGUAUUGUAAUUGUCCAUGCCUGUCUAUUCAGAGGGAGGCAUAUGCUUGUCUUUUUUUAUGUAAAGGAAAAACAGUCGUCGUUUCACAAAAAAAAAAGGACCUAUGAUUCAGACCUCGAGGGUCAAACAGGAUUCUGUUGGCACUAAAUGUGGGAGGCCCUGAUCCAGUCCUGUCAGUUGCCCCGUGAGCUAUCUCCUACAUGACCACUUAGCCUUUGUUUACAUUUGACGUUAGGUUAGCACCGCAGACUAACCUGUUUACAUCAGUAGGUUUCCAGCCCCCUGCACUGUUCAGAGUUAGUCUGGAUAGGUUGUUACACUGAUACAAAUGGGGCAUAGCCAUAAACAGACUGAGAUGUCAGUUACUGAGAUUUAUUUCUGUGAAUCUGGAUGUCGAUCAAGGCUUGUGUAAUUGCUUCAAACGUGAAAAGCAGAUCUCCACAGAUCUAAGCUAUUGGGAUACUGAGACUGCGAGUAAAGGCACCUCAAGUAUUUGACAAUCACAUAAUUUUAUGUAUUUAAAGUUUAUUUAGAAUAGAUAUGUGUAAUUGUCAAUUUACUUAUGCUGUAAGAGAUUAUGAAUUGGCCUCUGUUUUCCCAGUCCUUCAGACUCUGAGCAGCACAGGAAUAUUUAUUUGUGAAUAGAUUUCACACAUCUUAUGAAAUCUGCUCGUCAUAUCAGUUGAAUUUUGACACAAACCGCUUCUUGUCAGUACAGAACAUUCGAGAACAGGGAGAGUGAUAUGUAGUGACUGUAGAGCCCUAGAAUCAAGUCUAUUUUGCUCAAAACUCUUUGAAGGAUUGUAAUAUUUAUCUCACCAAGAUGACAUGUUGAAAGAUGUUCCCUUUAUUGCCACCUCUUAAAAGAGUUUAAAAGGACAACCUUGCAUCUUGAGGUAUUAUUGUAGUGCCAAGUGCUUAGGAGUUAGGAGAAUGGCAGGACAAUGGAUAAGACUGAAACAAAAACCAAUGAAAUGAGAUUGUAAAGAUCAAGAAAGGCUCAGAUGAUGGCUUGACUUGACUGGUUGUGAAACUAAUGUCCCCUGUUUGAUGGACAUUUAACAGUUUUAUGUUUAAGAAAAUAAAGAAAUAAAUGAAAAAUAAAGAUGACUAAUAGUAAACGUG